Hibiscus syriacus is the source of this 2063-nucleotide messenger RNA. Its product is annotated as probable zinc metallopeptidase EGY3, chloroplastic. Bases 177 to 1946 code for a protein of 589 amino acids. The transcript is spliced from 6 exons. NCBI's taxonomy places the organism in Eukaryota, Viridiplantae, Streptophyta, Magnoliopsida, Malvales, Malvaceae. The record is from RefSeq and is a predicted model, not a curated record.
GACCACCACAAAAUCCAACCCUUUUAUGUCUCCUUCUCCACGAGCCACUCCACCUGUAACACUUCACCUUUCUAGAGACGCCUCUGCCUCGGUUUCUUAUAUACCGUUAUCCUCAUAUAUAUGUACUUUCUCAUAGUACCAGCAUUGAACUUCAUUGAAAAACAAAAUCAUAAAAAAUGGCUACUCUCUUCUUCGCUUCACACCCUUUUCUAUCUUCAUGCAAUCUCCCUAUCCUGCAAAACAACGAGAAACAUGGGUUUAACAAUGUUGGGUCGAGUUUUCCUACGAUUGUAAAGAAAACCCAGAGUUUUAAUCGUGGAAAUUCCCUUGAUUUCUCGGUUAAUCGUCACUAUCUAUCAUUAAAACCUCUGAGAUCCUCUGUUAAAGAUGAGCAAGAAACCGAGCUCACUUCUUCUUCGGGUUCCGUCGCGGUGGCACCCGAGGAUCCGAGCGAUGAAAAACACAGUGCGAAGAGUGUUCAAGAUGCUGAAUCGAGCGAAGAAAACGGAGAAACGGAGGGGAAAGAAGAUCAGCAAGAAAUGGACUGGAAGACGGACGAGGAGUUCAAGAAAUUCAUGGGGAACCCUUCUAUUGAGGCUGCGAUAAAGCUGGAGAAGAAAAGGGCGGAUAGGAAGCUCAAGGAACUUGAUAGGGAGAGCAGUUUUAACCCAAUCGUGGGGCUUUUCAAUAAGCUAGUGCGUGAUAAUUUGACUAGACAAAAGGAAAGGUUGGAGCUUGCUGAAGAGACUUUCAAGGCUCUUGAUCUUAAUAAGUUGAAGAGCUGUUUUGGAUUCGACACAUUUUUCGCAACGGAUGUUCGAAGAUUCGGAGAUGGAGGGAUUUUCAUCGGGAAUUUGAGGAGACCGAUCGAAGAAGUCAUUCCCAUACUCGAGAGAAAGCUAGCCGAUGCUGCUGACAGGGAAGUCGUCAUAUGGUUCAUGGAGGAAAAAACAAACGAUAUUACAAAACAGGCAUGUGUGGUGCAACCUAAAGCCGAAAUCGAUCUCCAAUUUGAGUCUGCUAAGCUGAGCACUCCUUGGGGAUAUGUUAGUGCAAUAGCCUUGUGUGUUACGACUUUCGGGACCAUUGCUCUAAUGAGUGGAUUCUUCCUGAAACCCGGUGCUACAUUUGACGAUUACAUUGCUGAUGUACUGCCUCUCUUCGGUGGCUUUGUCUCCAUUUUGGGAGUUUCUGAGAUAGUCACAAGGGUGACUGCUGCUCGUUACGGCGUUAAACUCAGUCCUUCUUUUCUUGUUCCAUCUAAUUGGACUGGCUGUUUGGGUGUGAUGAACAAUUAUGAAUCAUUGCUUCCGAAUAAGAAGGCUCUUUUUGAUAUUCCGGUGGCACGUACGGCGAGCGCUUACUUGACGUCACUAGCUCUUGCGAUCGCUGCUUUCAUAUCUGAUGGCAGCUUUAACGGUGGCGAUAAUGCAUUGUUCAUAAGGCCUCAGUUCUUCUACAACAAUCCACUGCUUUCUUUCAUCCAAUAUGUUAUCGGACCAUACGCAGAUGAGCUCGGAAAUGUAUUACCAAACGCUGUGGAAGGGGUCGGAGUUCCUGUUGAUCCCCUUGCUUUUGCUGGACUUUUGGGAAUGGUGGUGACUUCUUUGAACUUGUUGCCCUGCGGAAGACUCGAAGGUGGCCGAAUCGCUCAAGCAAUGUUUGGACGAAGUACCGCGACGUUGUUGUCGUUCGCCACAUCCCUCCUCCUCUGCAUCGGCGGUCUAAGCGGAAGUGUCCUCUGUUUGGCAUGGGGAUUGUUCGCCACCUUCUUCCGCGGCGGAGAAGAAAUGCCGGCGAAAGACGAGAUCACGCCACUGGGAGAUAACAGGUUUGCAUGGGGCAUUGUUCUAGGCCUCAUAUGCUUCCUCACUCUUUUCCCCAACGGUGGCGGUACAUUCUCCAACCCUUUCUUGAGUGAUCCGUAUUUCAGGGGCAAUCUGUAGAAAUAGGCCGUAUGUAUAUAUACCGUUGUACGUAUUUUGAUUACUUAACCACCUGCAAUUGUACUGUAUUUUUGUUUUGUUUCAUGUAAAUGGAAGUAAAGGAAAAUACAAGCAAAA